This is a messenger RNA of Rhopalosiphum maidis (corn leaf aphid), 1151 nucleotides long. RefSeq names its product AN1-type zinc finger protein 6 (gene drn). NCBI's taxonomy places the organism in Eukaryota, Metazoa, Arthropoda, Insecta, Hemiptera, Aphididae. The record is from RefSeq and is a predicted model, not a curated record. Gene Ontology annotation, molecular function: DNA binding; zinc ion binding. Bases 541 to 1083 code for a protein of 180 amino acids. The transcript has 6 exons.
UCAUUUCGCCCGACGAGUUCGACGAGUGUUGCGUGGCUCCGCGGUGAUAUAUAUAUGUAUACAUAGUUUUUUCUCCGCUCCCCGUUCGACGCUACAGUGCUAUACGUAUCGCCGCGUUACUCUCCGCCGUGCGCACUCGCUCCGAACAGUCGUUUCGGCAGGCGGAAUCGUCGCAAGUGUCUAUUUUUUUUUUGUUUUUGUUUCCAUCAUAAAAUAAAUUUACUCGGCGUCGAGUGAGAACAGUGCAAAAACGUUUUACGUCGGACGGACUUGGUGAACAGGACGAUAUCGAUAAUAAUUCUUACUACGUCAUCAGUGAUAUUUUGAUUGAUUUGAACUUUUAAGAGAAUGUUCUUCAUCAAAGAACCAAUGUUUUCGUGACAUUCAUUUCAAAGUAAUAAUGCAAUAUUAUUCGUCUGUUUCACAACCUGUGAUAAAUCAAUCAGAAAUUACACUUGCGUGACGUUUAAGAUAAUUUCUGUUGGCUAUCAAAAGCCGUUCAGAUUAUCAUUAAACGGUAAAAAACAAUUUCUUAAUACAAUGGAGCGAGAAUCCAAUUCCAUGCAGGCUUUGUGUCGUGGUGGAUGUGGCUUCUAUGGUAACCCAUCUACAGAUGGUCUUUGCUCUUUGUGCUAUAAAGAAGCACUGAAAAAGAAACAAACACCACCACAAACCGCUCCAUCGCCACCUUCAGUCUCCGCUCAGAAUAUGAUGGAGACUGCUAUACCUACCAUACCAGUGCUGCAGAUUCCACCUGUAUCAGCCUCACCAAUUUUGCCCACAGACUCAAAAAAAGAUAUGGACAAUGGUUUGGCAUGCAGUUCUAAUGACAGCAGUCUUAUGGACGAUGGUAAAAAAGAUGACGACGAUGAUAAAGACAAGUCUAAAAAGAAAAACCGAUGUGCCAUGUGCCGCAAAAAAGUCGGUCUUACAGGUUUUGAAUGCCGUUGUGGUGGCUUGUUUUGCGGCAUCCAUAGAUACUCUGACAAGCACAAUUGUUCAUUUGACUACAGGGAGCUAGGAGCACAAGAAAUCAGGCGCAAUAAUCCAGUAGUUGUUGGAGAAAAAAUUCAGAAGAUUUAAUACAUAAAUAAUGAUUGAAUUUAAACUUAAGCGCAUGAAAAUAAUGAAUGUACCAAUAUAAUACAAUA